AUGGAUCUCGUCACGAAAUGGGGCCACCUCAGUAAGGAACAUAAGGAAAGGAACCGGAGAAAGUCUACCUCCUCCACCGAAGAAAAUAAGGGCGGCGAAGACCAUAAUGAUCAACGGGCGUUCAACUGGCUUCUGGGCAACUUCGGUCGCUCUCACAAUGAUCAUCCUGACCGGAGAUCGAGUGGUGCGGGGAAUAUGGCAACGGAUAUAGCUGAAUGGAGACGGAACCAGAAUUUGAAGAAGUCGCAGGAAGAGGCCCCUGAUUUGCGGCCUCAGGAAGGUAUCUCUGACAUGCAGUCCCAGGAAGGGGUUUCUGAUUUUCGGCGUCAGUGA
This is a messenger RNA of Aspergillus pseudotamarii, 333 nucleotides long. RefSeq lists its product as uncharacterized. The record is from RefSeq and is a predicted model, not a curated record. The transcript is spliced from 3 exons. Lineage: Eukaryota; Fungi; Ascomycota; Eurotiomycetes; Eurotiales; Aspergillaceae. The coding region runs from base 1 to 333 and encodes 110 amino acids.